Molecule: messenger RNA, 2170 nt
Organism: Chironomus riparius
Lineage: Eukaryota; Metazoa; Arthropoda; Insecta; Diptera; Chironomidae
Source: the annotation of a GenBank genome assembly
AAAAAAAUAAUAGACAAAAAUCAUAAAUUUACAUAAUUUUUACUCAAAAUGCAGCAUUUAAGGCGUUCUGUAAGUUCCAUUUCAUACUUAAAUCGAUCGUCAUUGUCAAGAUGUACGAGAUUCUUUGCAACAUCCACUGAAUUGGAAGAAAAAGUGGAAAUUCCAAAUUACAUUCAACGAUCACCAACAACAAUUUUAAGAGCAUUAUCUCAAACUGUAGGCUUUGAUCCAACAGCUGCUCAUUAUAAAUACCAUGAUGAUCCUUACUUGAUUCCAUUAUCUAAUGUUGGCAAGCGAUCAUUCGCAUUAGCAAUGGAAUCUGGACGUAAAUCUGCAAAAUUUAUUCGUCAACAACAUAGCAACUUAUUUCAGCAUCGUGAAGCUGAUCCACCAAUUGAGGCAUUUCUUCCAACUAAAAUGUACACAAUCGACAGUCAAGUAGAAAUUUCGGAUCUUACAACAUCUAUUGAGCAUUCUCAUGUUAGUGACGCGAUUCUUGUGUAUGCCUUGCUUAAAAAGAAUAAUGUAGAGUUAACUAAUGAUGUGAAACAAUCACUUUUGGAAUUAUUAUGCUUUUAUAAUUGUGAGGAACCGCUUGAAGAGGAUAUGAUUGAAGAGAGAUGGUUUAGACAGAAUCAAAGAUUAAAGGAACGCAAUAGAAAAACUUGGAAAGACAAUGACACAGCUGAACAAUUGUAUUAUGAGAUUGAACCAAAAACUCCUCAAACUUAUGCUUGUAUAAUUCGUGGAAUGUGCAAAUACUAUCAAGUCGAGAAAGCUUAUGCCAUUUUCCAAGAUUGUUUAGCUAAUAAUAUCAAAUUAGACGUUGACUGCUUCAAUUCAAUCCUCAAUGUUGUAAGAUUCAUUAAAGAAAGUGCUGAUUUGAGGUGGUCGGUAAUGCUAGAUUUACUUAAAACAAUGAAGGAAAAGGGAGUCAGUCCAAAUCUUGGUACAUUAAAUGCAUGUCUUAAUUCCAUCAGUGAAAUGGGCUCCAAGAAUGCUAAAGAUUAUGCCAUUCAAAUUAUGACAGAAUUCAAAAAUAUUGGAAUUGAACCAUCACUAGCCAGCUAUUAUCAUAUUUUACAUACAUUUUGUAAAGAUCGAGGUCCAGUUUCACACGUUUUAGUAGACAUACUUAAUGAAAUUGAAGGAAAAGAGUUUGAAAUGCGUGACAUUAAAGAUACAAUGUUCUUUGUUACAGCUAUGGACGUUUGUAGAAAUCAUCUUUAUGAUUUAAACUUGGCAAAGCGUGUUGAUGCCUUCCUUCAUUUCGGCGAAAAUUAUAAUUUAAUUGGCGAUUCCUACAAAGAAUCAAUCUACUAUAGAAACUACUUUACAUUGCUGGUUCAAGCAGAGCCAUUUGAUAAAUUCAUGGCUGAUUAUUAUCAUAUUUUAGUUCCACAUGUUUAUAUCCCUGAACCAUCUGUAAUGGAAGAAAUACUUAAAGCUGUUGAAGUCACUGGAGCUAUUGAUAAUAUUCCACUUUUAUGGUCACACAUGAUUUGUUUCGAGCAAAUUAGUCGCGAUAAUUUACUUGCCCUUAUCGUUCGUAUUAUGUUGCAAAAUAAGCCAGACUUGACAAUUAAGACACAAGAGAAUUUAAAGGAAACAUUUAGUCACAUCGCAUGGGAUAUUUGGAGUAAGAUUGAAGAAAAGAAUGAACUAAGAUCAAAACCAGUUGUAUGGACAGGCAAACUAUUAGGAGACAUUCUUCGAAUAAUUUGUACAUCUGAAGAUAUCGACAGAGCAUCAGUCAUAAUGGAAAAGCUAUUAAAUGAUCAACAGAAAAUAUUAGGCGAAUCGGAUUACAUUGCAAUGGAAGAUUAUGUCCAAUUGUGUAUUACAAAGAAGCAGCCAAGUAAAGCGAUUCAAUGUCUUCAAUAUUGUACAGAAAUUGGCUUCAAUGAGUCUAAGAAUUUAGCUAAAACAAUUUGCAAAGGAUUUACACUAGACGAAAAUCAUACGAGACGAGUUGUUCGUUAUGCUGGCGAAAGUGUUAUUCAAGAGAUUGAGAAAGAAAUGCAGGAAGAAUCAGCCGCAAAAAAUGUCACACAGUAAAAUAACCAAACGUAUAGUAAUUAGUCAAUGAAUAAAAUGAAAACUUUUUAUUAAAAAAUGAUCAAGACAAGAUAUAAUAUAAUUAAUAAAAAUGAUUGAGUAAAUAAGAAAU